AUGGCGGCGACACCGAAGUUCUACAAUGAGGAGGACGUCGCCGCACUCGUUCGCUCGCUCGACCGGGCCGAGGACCACCACAUCUUCGCCGUGGACGUACUGAAGACGUACCCGUACUUGGCAGAGUCCUACACAAAGGUCUGUCCGCGACGCUGCGAUCUCGCAACCGCCGCGCAGAAGGCGCUGGAGGGGGCCUACAGUCACGAUGUGCGGCUGGAGGGGCUCAAGGCCGACAUCGCCCUCAUGGCGUCAAACUGCGUUGCGUACAACGGCCCCACGAGCGAGUAUGCUGAGACAGCAGCGAAGUUCGAGCGCUACGCACUCGGGCAGAUUGAUCACUUUAUCGUGGAGCACAACGGCGGACGCCGCGUGUCGCGGCUGCGCUUGCCAAGUGCGAGCUCGUCACAAGCGCACGCGUCGCCAGAGGACACCGUGCCCCAGAAGAGAAGCACUGGCAUGUCAGCGGCGUCCACGACCCCAGCGCCAGCGGUCCCCAGUACGCGGGAAAUGGUUCAGCUUGUGGGUCUACUCAAUCGACGCGAAGACGGCGGCGCCUUCUCCGUGGACGUGGCGGAGGCGUACCCAGACCUGCGUGAAAGCUACCGAAAGACUUGCCCACACCCCAUGAACCUCAGCCUCAUGCACCAGCGCGCAAAGGAGGGGUACUACACGACCGGCUCCGCCACCGUCUACGGCGACACGGUUGCCGCGUCGUUCACGAGGCUUCGCGAGGACAUUGAGCUGCUCGUACGCAACUGCAUCACCUUUAAUGCGAAGGUCGAGUCGUGGGUGACGCUCGCACGCUCUUUCCAGGUCUUUGCGCAUCGCCGCGUGGACGACUUUGUCCUCCGUCAUGCUCCCUCUCUGCGCGGUACGACGAUGGGUGCGGAGGUGUGCAAGAGUGAAGGCACCGUGUCGACGUCCGCUCCAUCGCCAGAGGCAAGCGGCGUUGCAGGCGGUAAUGACGUGAGUCGUGUCAGACAGACGAACCCGGCAGCCGCAGCUGACACGGUCACAACGACCAGUGGCAGCAUCGGGGGCAACGUGGCGGCUGCUGGUUCGCGCAAACGCGAGCACGCGGAUGAGCGUGUCAUCGCCUCUGAUGGACAACCUCGCCCCCCGAUCCCAGUACCUCGGGUGCAGGUGGUGGCAGAGGCAACGCCCCAUGUCUGCCCCACCCCUCUCCAGCCGAGCUUGGCGAUCCCACCGCUGCUACGUCGCAGGCUAACUCUGGACCACGUGCGCCACACACGGCUGCCGCUGCGACGAGUCGGAGUGUCUGUGUCACGCGACGAGCUGUACCCGCCUGCGAUCUCACUCACCGACGUCGAGGCCUCCCACAAUCCUUCAGGCGCUGCUGGUGGCGCAGAGGCAGCGACAGCAUCGGCAUCGAUGGUGAAUAUCGACGCUUCCUGCAGCGCAGGCCACGUGCUACAGCUUCUGCGCGAGUCUGUAGUCAAAUUCUUUGCAGCGCAGCGCAGUGGCACCGACUUCAUCGACGCGUUUGCCUACUCCGUGCGAGAGGAGCAACUGUAUCUCUCCGUGCUCGCAGUGGUGGCGGAGAAGUACCAGAGCACUGCAGCGCACCUUCUACUGUACGAAACUGAGUCUGCCGAACUUCAGGAGUGGAUUGCACUGCGUGCCUUGGACUGCUGCCGCGAUCCAAACUGGACGAGCCCUUCGAUAGUCGGCCCCGGUGGCUCCAUUGCGGAUGACCUUCAUUACCUAUACUUCGUGCGUUUUCUCGUUCAGUGGCCGCAGCUCGCCUCGCUUUGUUGUACCACGGUAGCCCCUUCGUCGGCCCCGGUCGGCGCGGCAGCUCGGCGCGGCACGUCUGGGGCUGCGCCGGGAUCGCUUCGCAUCUCGCGCGAUCAGCUCAAAGUGGUAGCGCAAGUGACGCACAUCACGCAGGAGUUCCUCCAGUUUGUCGAGGCCAUGGAGGAGCGGCAGCGGCAGCGACAGUAA
This is a messenger RNA of Leishmania braziliensis MHOM/BR/75/M2904, 1965 nucleotides long. RefSeq lists its product as hypothetical. The coding region runs from base 1 to 1965 and encodes 654 amino acids. The transcript has a single exon. Gene Ontology annotation, molecular function: protein binding. The record is from RefSeq and is a predicted model, not a curated record. Lineage: Eukaryota; Euglenozoa; Kinetoplastea; Trypanosomatida; Trypanosomatidae.